AACACUCUGUGGUAGGCCAGAACACAGGCCCCAGUCCAAGUCCCAACCCCUGCUCAAAUCCAAACACUGGAAGUGGUUACAUGAACUCCCAGCAAUCACUGUUGAAUCAGCAAUUGAUGGGAAAGAAACAGACUCUACAGAGGCAGAUUAUGGAGCAGAAACAGCAACUUCUUCUCCAGCAGCAGAUGCUGGUUGACGCGGAGAAAAUUGCUUCACAAGAUCAGAUAAACCGACAUUUGACAAGGCCACCUCCAGAUUAUAAAGACCAAAGAAGAAAUGUGGGCAGUAUGCAGCCUGCUGCUCAGUAUUCUGGUGGUUCAUCAACAGUGAGUUUAAACUCUAAUCAGGCUUUGGCAAACCCAGUUUCAACACACACCAUUUUAACUUCAAAUUCCAGUCUAAUGUCUACUUCUCAUGGGACAAGAAUGCCAUCAUUAUCCACAGCAGUUCAGAACCUAGGGAUGUAUGGAAAUCUGCCUUGUAAUCAACCUGGCACAUACAGUGUCACUUCAGGAAUGAAUCAAUUGACCCAGCAGAGAAACGCAAACCAUUUGAUAGCAAAUCAAAACAAUGCUCUGAUGCCACGGCCACCUACCUUAGGGCCAAGUAAUAAUAACAAUGUUGCCACUUUUGGAGCGGGAGCGGUUGGCAAUUCACAACAAUUGAGACCAAAUAUAACCCAUAGUAUGGCAAGCAUACCAGCACAGAGAACAUCAAAUGUAAUGAUCACAUCCAACACAACAGCACCAAACUGGGCCUCUCAAGAAGCAGCAACCAAACAGCAGGAAGCCCUGAAGUCCACAGGAGUUCGCUUCCCUACAGGUACACCUGCAGCCUAUGCCCCAAAUCAGUCAUUGCAACAGGCAGUAGGUAGCCAGCAAUUUCCCCAGAGGGCAGUGGCUCCUCCUAACCAGUUAACACCAGCAGUGCAGAUGAGACCCAUGAACCAAAUGAGCCAAACAUUAAAUGGGCAAACCAUGGGUCCUCUCAGGGGUCUGAAUCUCAGACCCAAUCAGCUAAGCACACAAAUUUUGCCUAAUUUGAAUCAGUCAGGAACAGGGUUGAAUCAGUCAAGGACAGGCAUAAGCCAGCCGCCUUCCCUGACACCCAGCAAUUUUCCUUCACCCAAUCAAAGUUCCAGGGCUUUUCAAGGAACUGACCAUGUCAGUGACUUAGCUUUUGACUUCCUCAGCCAACAGACUGAUAACAUGGGCCCUGCCCUAAACAGUGAUGCUGAUUUCAUUGAUUCUUUAUUGAAGACAGAGCCUGGUAAUGAUGACUGGAUGAAAGACAUCAAUCUUGAUGAAAUCUUGGGGAAUAACUCCUGAAGGAGAAAGGGGAGACAAUUUUCAAACUUCAAGCACUAAGAGGCAGUAUUUUACAAGGACUCUGAAAAGACCAAACUGUUGACUUUCAAAUGAGCUGCAUGAAGAUACCAUGGCUUAAAAAUGGAAAGCAGAAAGAAACUGUAGUGGUGAACAUUUUGGUCUAAAAUCUUGUUUUAAAUCUCAAACCUGAAAGUAAAACAUUGGGAUCACUUUUCCCUGUCUGAACUCCAGGACACAGUAUCCAAUCUAUCCAAACAGAACUGUGAUGUUGAUGUGUAAUUAACUGUGUAAAAUAGGCUUUCCAAGCUCCUUUUUCCCCCUGAAAUUAAAGUAAUAGAACUUGUAGCUUGUUUAAACCCCAUGUCAUAAGGUGGUACUAGUUCCAAGCAACAAGCAAAAAAUUCCUUAAUUUGCUCUAAUAAUCUGUGUGGUUUAAUCUUUCCACUCUGUCUUUUCGUUUAAUUUUCAUAAAGCUUGCAGGAUAGAUUGAAAUGUUAUUGGUUUGUUUGGAGUAACUGAACAGUGUCCUAAGUAAAGGAAAGCCAGAGAACCUAGAAAACAUCCAGUAGAUUAUAGAAUUUCUUCCCUAGAUUCACCCAUUACUUUUGCAGUUUUCUCACAUAUCCUGUACUUCAGUGGAAUGCUGCCUCUAGUGAUGAAACAAGACUGUAGAGCUGUGUAACCUGGUUUUGGCUUUCACAACCAAUUUCUGAAUCCAUUCCCAACCAAGUUUUAGAUACAACCAAGACUAGACUUAAUCAUACUGAAAUAUUGGUGCACACCUGUCUGCAUCAGAUUUCACUUAAAAAAAAAACCCAUUAGACAUUGCUAUGAGAUUUAUUUAGCCACAAAAAAUCUGGGGUGUUGCUUAUUGUGCUUAUGCCCACUGUUUUGUUCCAAAGUUGAGUGAAAUUGAGCCUUGUCCUCCCUACUUAUUUUUAUGACCAGAGUCUGGUUUGUAAGAAAAGGCAAUUUGGAGAUCAAAACUGAGAUUAGAAGGUAUCAUGUUUUUGUUGGAGAUAAGACUCAAGGGUGGCAAGUAUAACUAGGUACAAAUCUAUUUCACAGGGUUUGAAGGAAAGCAUGAUUGAGAGGGAAAACAAUCUGUCCCUUAUUGGGCAUAUUAUUUGGAUUUGAGUGAACAGCUAAAUAGAAUGUAAUCCAUUAGUAGCGAUCUAUUCAUUCUUCUGUCUCUGAUGUGAUGAAUCAUUGCCACAUGCUAGAUGGACCCUUCAUAUCCAGGUUUUCUUCCUCAGGGCUGAGCACUACAUCAAAGAAAGAGUUUUUGUUGAGUAAUUCAACCUUAGUGCUCACAUACAGAUCAGCUGUGAAAUGGGGAAGACGUGUGCUGAUUUGGAAUGGAUGCAAAAUACCACUAUCAUUUUUCUAAUUACAGAGGAACAAGGAUAUCUUCAACCCUUUCAGGUAUACACUUACAUGUUCAAAUAUCAAAUUUAAUUUAACUUAAGUCAUUUAAUAACCAAGUCUUUAAAUAUCUGUUCAAAAAAGAACACAUUUUGAUAGUGUGUUCUGUAAAGCUUUCUCCCAAUCUUUAAAAUGUCUAGAAGCACUCUCCUUUUUUACAUUGUACCAACAUCACUGGCCCAAAAUCUUUUCUGUGCUAGCUUGUAAAUAUAAAUAAAUUACUUGUUUUGUAAACUUUUGUAAAGAAUAUUUUGGUAGAAAUACUUAAAACAUAUUCUUUGGGUUAUAUUUAUACAUAUGUGAAAUAAAUAUACUAUCAAAAGGUUAUAUUUUAUACAAAAAGUAAAUUGUUACCUUUUGUAUGCUAAUAUACAAAGUUUUGUAUAAUAUGAUGGUUUAUUUUUAGCUCUCCACUUAAACCAUAGGUGGUCAAGUGGGAACUUUUAAAAACUAUCAAGAGGCUUGUUAGACAAAUUUAUAUACUGAAACCUCAAUAAGAAAGCAUUCCAGGUUUCAAUCUUUUCCUUUUUUUCCUGUUCCCACAUUAUUUUUUAAAACCCAUAGUUGUCUUAUUUGAUUAUUGACUAUUCUGCUGUGCACAUUGUAUUGGUCCUUGUUGCAUGUCGUCUACUGUGUGUUUUUCCAUUUUAUAAAACAGUGUUUCUCCAUGCAAAAAGAAAGAAAAAAAAUGAUGUACAUAUAAACACUUUUAUUUUAUGACUCCUCCAUGUUACUGUAUAUAUCUGCCAGCACUUCCUAGUUACACUCCUGUGAUUCAGCUUAUUUUUACCCUAACAUAAAUAGUAUGUUUUGUAGUAGUUAUCAAAUUUAAGAGAUAAAGCAAUCAGAAUGUUUGGAUUUUCUUCUAUAUUAAUGUGAAUUUCAUAAUUAAUGUCUAUUUAUUCAGCUAUUCAUUAAAAUACAGGAUUCUUUGGAAAAAA
Galeopterus variegatus (Sunda flying lemur) is the source of this 3694-nucleotide messenger RNA. RefSeq names its product mastermind-like protein 2. Gene Ontology annotation, molecular function: transcription coactivator activity. The transcript has 3 exons. Lineage: Eukaryota; Metazoa; Chordata; Mammalia; Dermoptera; Cynocephalidae. The coding region runs from base 81 to 1328 and encodes 415 amino acids. The record is from RefSeq and is a predicted model, not a curated record. Gene Ontology annotation, cellular component: nucleoplasm. Gene Ontology annotation, biological process: positive regulation of transcription of Notch receptor target.